AUGGCUACUACUACCUCCUCCGUCACCAUCAACGUAAGCUCUCGUCUCAUCCCAAGUAUUGCAAUACCAAUAACUAACAGCAAGCGCAAAAAAACAAAGUUCUAUGGCGAACUCCGCCAGCUCUGGGUCGAGAUAAACUCCCACUGCGAGAGACUCCAUCUCCUCGAUUCAACCACCCGCGUUCUAUCCGCCUGUAUCGAAUGCAAGAUUACGCCGUACGGAAUGGUCCCGCUUGAUAUUGAUGGAUUGGAGAAUGCGGAUGAGUAUGUUAUGCAGUUAGUUAUCUGCGGUCCAGAGUUCCCCGUCGGCCCGAUCAUCUCGUUCGUUGACUCCGUCCGCAUGAUGUGUGAGCCUGUGAGUGGAUCCGCGCAGGUGCAUAUUACUGCUAUUGCGGUUCCGUAUGCGGUUUGUUGCCUUGCGUUUGAUAAAUAG
Molecule: messenger RNA, 432 nt
Organism: Aspergillus fischeri NRRL 181
Lineage: Eukaryota; Fungi; Ascomycota; Eurotiomycetes; Eurotiales; Aspergillaceae
Exons: 2
Coding region: 1-432 (143 amino acids)
Source: RefSeq, a predicted model, not a curated record